AGGAAAUCUUGACAUAAACACACAGCCACAGAACAAGUUAAUUUUCUUAUGUCUUAGGGUUGAGCUUCCAAAAACACAGAUCAAGUAUUCCUCCUUCAUUUUCUUUUGGCUCUUAUCAACAAAACACCCUUGGACUCAGAAAGGAGACUCACUAAGGACAGAGACAGGGAGGAGGAGAGGAGGAAGAAGAAAGAGACAGUGAGGAGGAGAGGAAAGGAAGAAAGAGAAAAGGAGGAAGAAUGAAUUCAUCCACAUCACCAGCAUCACAAAGCACAGAGAGAAGAUGCUUUUCUUCCCAGCUAUUCUCAUGGGCCAUUGCUGGCACCUCCAUCCUGCUCCUGAGUGCCUGUUUUAUCACCAGAUGUGUUGUGACAUAUGGCAUCUUUCAACUAUGUGAUGAGAAAAAGUUCCAGCCACCUGGGGAUUCCAUGGAACUCUCCUGCUAUAAUGAUGGAUCAGGUUCAGUCAAGAAUUGCUGUCCACUGAACUGGGUCCAUUUUCAAUCCAGCUGCUACUUCUUUUCUGCUGACACCAUGUCCUGGGCAGCAAGUCUAAAAAACUGCUCGAGCAUGGGUGCUCACCUGGUGAUUAUCAACACGCAGGAGGAGCAGGAAUUCCUUUACCAUGCAAAACCUAGAAAGAAAGAGUUUUAUAUUGGACUGACGGACCAGGUGGUUGAGGGUCACUGGCAAUGGGUAGAUGGUACACCUCUCACAAAGUCUCUGAGCUUCUGGGAUGCAGGGGAGCCCAACAACCUGGCUGCUGUGGAGGACUGCGCCACCAUAAGGGACUCCUCAAAUCCAAGGCAAAACUGGAACGAUAUGACCUGUUUCUUCAGUAUGUUUCGGGUUUGCGAAAUGCCAGAGAGAAAGAUUUGAGAAAAGAAAAAUCUUCAAGACACGAGGCACAACCCUAAAAUGCAUAAAUGAGAAAGAACAAGUGAUAAUCAUAACCACACAACUCCAACAUGAGAAAAGCAUGCAUUGCACUUCUUUAGGACUUCAUAAAUGUUUGUUGCUUUGAUAUAAAUAAAAAAUAAGUCAUUUUGAAGGUUAUAAUUCA
This is a messenger RNA of Capra hircus (goat), 1062 nucleotides long. It is a transcript of the gene CLEC4E, whose product is annotated as C-type lectin domain family 4 member E. Gene Ontology annotation, biological process: antifungal innate immune response. The record is from RefSeq and is a predicted model, not a curated record. Lineage: Eukaryota; Metazoa; Chordata; Mammalia; Artiodactyla; Bovidae. Gene Ontology annotation, molecular function: carbohydrate binding. Gene Ontology annotation, cellular component: external side of plasma membrane. The transcript has 6 exons. Bases 240 to 878 code for a protein of 212 amino acids.